Messenger RNA from Symbiodinium necroappetens, 642 nucleotides. NCBI's taxonomy places the organism in Eukaryota, Dinophyceae, Suessiales, Symbiodiniaceae. The record is from the annotation of a GenBank genome assembly.
AUGAGACUCCUAAGAGUUCUUGUGGCCUUCCUGGUUAGCACAUGCACAGAUGCAGACGCUCCCGACGAUGAGUAUCAGAAGUGGGCCGCGACCACUUUUGAUGAAAGCGACAAGGCGGCCAUCCAGCGAGGAAAAGCGCUUAGUUGUGUCCUGUGCAACCUUCUGACCAAGACCGUCCUGGAGACGCACCAGCUGAACAAGAAGAAGCCGCUCCACGAGAGGUUUGACCAGGAUCAAACGCAGGAAGUCCUGCUGGACUUAUGUUCCGAGCUCGCGGCUCCGAUCUCGAGGCAGAUGGAUGUCAUCCGGGAGGACGUGCUUAUGGUGUGCAACCGCGUCGUCAAAGAGAACAUUGGCGACAUGAUGGAUGCUGUUUCGCUGGGCGAGGAAGUCCGCGACUUUUGCACCGAGCAGAAACUGUGCGACUUGACCUUCGCAGGCAUGGAGAAGAUGCAGCAGCUGAUGAUGGAGCUUGGCAUGAAGAAGGCGGGCUGCGCGCCGGUCAUGUCUCUUGCGGAUCGCAGUGAAAAGCGGCUUCUGCCCUGGUCAGGACAAAGAAGAUCUCUGAGAUUCGCAGAAUCAGAACCGUCAGAACCGCUGUCUUGGCUAAGCCAGAACACGAACACAUCUGAUUCUUCGUGA